GGUGGCGAUGACGCGCCGACCAAUAACCACCAACGAAGAAGACGCUGGCUCCUCCUCCAACAACAAUGGCGUCCUCCACGAUAGGAGACGGCGUGAGCGAAAAAGGAAAAAAAUCAAAAAAGACUAAAGACCAAAUGGAUGAAUCUGAACUCCUGACGGUUCCUGAAGGAUGGAAAGAGGCGCCUUUCACCAAGGACGACAACCCCCGCGGUCUGAUGGAGGAGAGCAGCUUUGCCACCCUCUUCCCAAAAUACAGAGAAGCCUACCUGAAGGAGUGCUGGCCUCUGGUGGAGAAGGCCUUAGGAGACGUACACAUCAAAGCCACUCUGGACCUGAUCGAAGGAAGCAUUUCAGUUUGCACCUCUAAGAAAACAUACGACCCGUACGCCAUCGUGAGAGCCAGAGACCUCAUCAAGCUGCUGGCCCGGAGCGUCCCGUUCGAACAGGCUGUGCGGAUAUUACAGGACGAUAUGGCGUGUGACAUCAUCAAAAUCGGCACCCUGGUGAGGAACAGAGAGCGGUUUGUGAAGCGUCGACAGCGGCUGAUUGGCCCCAAGGGCUCCACGCUUAAAGCUUUAGAGUUGUUGACCAACUGCUAUGUGAUGGUGCAGGGGAACACGGUGUCGGCUCUGGGGCCCUUCAACGGUCUGAAGGAGGUACGCAAAGUGGUGAUGGACACGAUGAAGAACAUUCACCCGAUCUACAACAUCAAGACGCUGAUGAUCAAGCGGGAGCUGUCCAAAGACGCCGACCUGCGCUCCCAGAGCUGGGAACGCUUCCUGCCCAAGUUCCGCCACAAGAACCUGGCCAAACGGCGGGAACCCAAGAAGAAGAGCGUGAAGAAGGAGUACACGCCGUUCCCUCCGGCGCAGCCCGACAACGCGGUUGAUAAGGAGCUGGCCACCGGAGAGUUCUUCCUGCGUGAGAGUGUGAAGAAGAGGAAGAAGAUGGAAGAGGUCAAGGUGAAACAAGCCGAGGCGCUGACCAAGAAGCAGGAAGAGCGUAACAAGGCGUUCAUUCCUCCGAAAGAGAAGCCCUUAAUGAAGAAAACAGCUAAAGUUUCUACAGAAAGCAAACUGGACAUCGAGGCCCUGAAGGAGAAAGUGAAAAAAGCCAAAACCAAGAAACUGGGGGCUCCACCAGUGAUCCCAGCGCCCCCCACCAUUGGCAACCUAAACAAAAAGCAAAAGAGCAAAACAAAAAACAAAAGAUAACUGUGUGUGUGUGUGUGUGUGUGUGUGUGUGUGUGUGUGUGUGUGUGUGUGUGUGUGUGUGUGUGUGUGUGUGUUGAGCUACUUUGUGAGAUGAGGAUUUCCUGUUGGUGUCACCGAUCCAAUCCUCCGUCGGUGACACGUCUCCCUUUCUCCUCAUACGUUUCCUGGUUUUGUAUAGGUGUGAAAAGGCACCGCUCUGCUUCAAACGGAUGCAAAUGUAAAAUUAAAGGAAGGUUUUAUAAUCAGAA
This is a messenger RNA of Eleginops maclovinus (Patagonian blennie), 1462 nucleotides long. It is a transcript of the gene krr1, whose product is annotated as KRR1 small subunit processome component homolog. Gene Ontology annotation, cellular component: small-subunit processome; nucleolus. The record is from RefSeq and is a predicted model, not a curated record. NCBI's taxonomy places the organism in Eukaryota, Metazoa, Chordata, Actinopteri, Perciformes, Eleginopidae. Bases 66 to 1214 code for a protein of 382 amino acids. The transcript has 10 exons. Gene Ontology annotation, molecular function: RNA binding.